AUGAGUUCACCCUCAAACAAGCACACGGAAGCCGUGCGUCUCGUAAUACGUUUGCUUCCCCCAGGGUUAACCCAGGACCAGUUUGAGGCCCAAAUCACCCAAUAUACUACCCAAUGGCAUCUUGUGAACAACUACUAUUAUGUGGCUGGAGCGUAUCCAGAAAAGCCAUAUGAACUCCCUACGUACUCCAGAGCGUAUUUUGUGGUUCCAGACGCCGAUACGGCAACCAAGGUACAAGCGGAGUUGCGUGCAAAGGCUUUUUCAGACGGGGAACUGAACGGUGCAAGUGUUCCAAUAAUAGGAAAGGCAUUGUACGAGAAUAAAGAGUAUGCUGCUGUUCCUCGAACGAUACUCAAGGAGAGGAAGAAGAAGAAGACAAUUGAGCAGCUUGCACAGUUUCAGCGGUUUGUGGCGUUUUUGGAUGGAAAGACUGAGUCGUAUCUGUUUAAAGCACCCAAGAAGCAAAAGAAACCCAAAGCUAAAAACCAAAACACCGACCAAAAGGCUAAAAAUAAGAGCUCCGAGAAGGACAAGGAUACAAAGGAAACCACCAAGAAGCCCAAAAAGAAAUCCAAGAAACCAAAAACUCCAAAAGACAAAGAUGUACUGAAAGAACCUAACGAUCCAAAAAUUGUCGAGAAAAAGAAGAAGAAAAAGAAACCCAAGGCUCCUCAAAAUGCUCCAGGAACUGCUAAGCAAGGAAACAAAGCACCGCAACCCAACAAAGACCUGGUUUCUGGUGAGCAAUCCGGCCAACAAUCCAACCAGAAUUCUCAUAAAGGUGAGAACGAUGUAAAAGCACCCAAAAUUAACCAGAAAAAAAAACCAAAACCACCCAAAAAGAAGCCAAAGGGUAAACCACCCGCAAGCUCUCCAUCGAACCCACAAGGACCUGCUGGGUCGCAAACUCAACCAACCAAUGCUACUUCCUGA
Molecule: messenger RNA, 933 nt
Organism: Meyerozyma guilliermondii ATCC 6260
Lineage: Eukaryota; Fungi; Ascomycota; Pichiomycetes; Serinales; Debaryomycetaceae
Product: RNA-binding protein
Exons: 1
Coding region: 1-933 (310 amino acids)
Molecular function (GO): nucleic acid binding
Source: RefSeq, a predicted model, not a curated record